AUAAUAAUAAUAAAUGACUGUCAGUGUCAGCGACAAGUGUUAAGUGUCAAGUAAAAUAUAAAAAAAUUAAAUUUAUAUAAUAUUAAGUUUUUGAAAAUAUAAUUUUUUAAAAAAUUCAAAAUGGCGGGCCAUGAUUAUUUAAAUGAUCCAAAGAAUCCGUUUUUUUCACUAGAAGAUGAUAUCGACGACGAAGCAUUUUUGCAGAGUGCACCACAAAGAGCGAUAACGAACAAUAAUCCAUUUUUGAACUUUGACAAUAAUCUUGAGCAACAGAAACAGCAGCUUCUUGAACGUAAGAAAGCCGUUGAAGAGAGGACAAUUAAGUCAUCUGAAAGAUCGAUGACAUUGCUGAGAGAUUCUGAGCAGAUUGGAGCUGCUACUGCAGAGGAACUGAUUAGACAAAGAGAGCAGCUUGAGAGAACUGAAAAAAGACUUGACGACAUAAACAGCACGCUGCGAUUUAGUCAGAAACAUAUCCAAGGAAUAAAAAGUGUGUUUGGUAGUUUAAAAAAUUAUUUAAGCGGCAAGUCCGUGGAUUCUCCAACGCCCACUCUCACUGGCGGUAAAUUAUCCGAACCAGAAUAUUCAGGAUCGUCGAGCAGUGUCUUGAAUGACAAAAUUGAAGAGUCUAGAUUGAAUUUGGCUGCUCAACAUCCUUCGCUUCAGCGCAGAGGGCUCUUAGGUAACGAUAAUUACGAUGAUGAUGACAACGGUGGUCAGCAUUAUAAAGUACAAAGCACAAACGUCAGUAAAAUAUUAGAACGUAAUUUAGAUGAAAUGAGUGGGUCAUUAGCGAGAUUAAAAGGUCUAGCUAUAGGUCUGUCCGAAGAAAUUGAUUCACAGAAUGAUUUAAUUGAAAACGUCAUGACUAAAACAGACAAAGCCGACAUUAUGCUCGAGAGACAAAACAAAGACAUGAGACACUUGUUGAAAAAGUAAACGAUAAAUAAUUACUGCGUACUAUUACUAUAUUUAAUAAAACCAGGACUUGUAUAUUUGUCCGUCAAACGAAUUAAUAAUAAUUAUUAUUAAAUGUAUAAAGACUACCAAGCAAUUCAUAGUAUAAGUAUCCCGUUAUUUGUAUACACGUAAAAAAAAAUUUCAUUAAAUUUUUUAUUUAUGUGCAA
This is a messenger RNA of Microplitis demolitor, 1127 nucleotides long. RefSeq names its product synaptosomal-associated protein 29 (gene Snap29). Lineage: Eukaryota; Metazoa; Arthropoda; Insecta; Hymenoptera; Braconidae. The transcript has 2 exons. Gene Ontology annotation, biological process: synaptic vesicle fusion to presynaptic active zone membrane; synaptic vesicle priming; exocytosis. The coding region runs from base 121 to 939 and encodes 272 amino acids. Gene Ontology annotation, cellular component: plasma membrane; SNARE complex. The record is from RefSeq and is a predicted model, not a curated record. Gene Ontology annotation, molecular function: syntaxin binding; SNAP receptor activity.